AUGGCAUUCCCUGGAGUCACAGUAAUCGUCGGAGCGGCGUCCGGCAUUGGCCGCGCCACCGCUCAGCUCUUCGUGAAACGAGAUUGCACCAAGAUCAUCAUCGGCGAUAUCAGUACAAAGGGUCUCGCGGACACCAAGCAGCAACUUCUUGAGAUCAAUCCCAGAGCCGAGGUAGUCAAUGAGACUUGCGACGUGACAUCUGAGGACUCGGUCGACAGGUUCUUCAGUCAAGCCGGCUCGAAAUUUGGCCGCAUAGAUCAUGCUUGCAACGUUGCUGGUGUUCUGAUGCCAGGAACAUCACCUGAAUUCUCGACCAAGGACUUCGACACUCAGUUCAACAUCAACGCCCGCGGGAUGUGGCUCUGUCAACGAGCUGAGAUCAUACAACUACUGAAGCAAGAGCCGAUCCAGCCAGAGGGUAGCCCGUCUCCAAUUAGAGGCACGAUUGCCAAUGUAGCGUCCAUGGCUGCAUUGCGAGUAUAUGACAACCUGCCCUCAUACUGCGCAUCCAAAUGUGCUAUCCUAGGGUUCACAAAAGCCGACGCCAUGCGAUAUGGAAGGGAGCACAUCAGGAUCAAUGCUGUGUGCCCAGGGGUUAUCAAGACGCCACUGCUGGGAGAGGUUCGAGACGACGAUACUACGAACAUCGCCGAAAUGACGAAGGAAAUGGCACUUGGACGACAAGGACAACCAGAAGAAGUCGCUGAAGGACUCUACUGGUUAAGUUCUCCUCAGUCGAGUUUUGUGACUGGCAUUUCGCUUCCCGUCAAUGGAGGUAUGGUGGGCGCAUGA
Zasmidium cellare ATCC 36951 is the source of this 792-nucleotide messenger RNA. RefSeq lists its product as uncharacterized. The record is from RefSeq and is a predicted model, not a curated record. Bases 1 to 792 code for a protein of 263 amino acids. The transcript has 3 exons. Lineage: Eukaryota; Fungi; Ascomycota; Dothideomycetes; Mycosphaerellales; Mycosphaerellaceae.